Messenger RNA from Scophthalmus maximus (turbot), 1807 nucleotides. It is a transcript of the gene uba5, whose product is annotated as ubiquitin-like modifier activating enzyme 5. The transcript is spliced from 13 exons. NCBI's taxonomy places the organism in Eukaryota, Metazoa, Chordata, Actinopteri, Pleuronectiformes, Scophthalmidae. Bases 208 to 1326 code for a protein of 372 amino acids. Gene Ontology annotation, biological process: protein ufmylation. Gene Ontology annotation, molecular function: UFM1 activating enzyme activity. The record is from RefSeq and is a predicted model, not a curated record. Gene Ontology annotation, cellular component: cytoplasm; cytosol.
UUGUGCGCCCCGGGCAGCAGCUCGCCGGGGGGUUUCUUCCUGAGGACAUAGCUUUGUGAGGGCGUCUGGAUGAGGAAGGUCGGGUUCGACUGGCCAGCGCUGGAGGAAAAAACCCAUAGCUGUUAGCUUGUUGCUUUAGAGGAACUGAAGCUGCGUGUGAGAGAGCUGGAAAAUGAACUGAUAAAGUGUAAGCAGAAGCAGUGUGCCAUGGAUGAUGCGCUGCACAGACCGAAGAUUGACAAAAUGAGCGCGGAGGUUGUCGACUCCAACCCGUACAGUCGUCUAAUGGCUUUAAAGAGAAUGGGCAUCGUGGAUGAUUAUGAGAAAAUCCGGACUUACACAGUGGCUGUGGUUGGGGUUGGUGGAGUUGGCAGCGUGACAGCUGAAAUGCUCACUAGAUGCGGCAUUGGGAAGCUGCUCCUCUUUGACUACGAUAAAGUGGAGCUGGCCAAUAUGAACAGACUGUUCUUCCAGCCUCACCAGGCAGGCCUGAGUAAAGUGGAAGCAGCAGAACACACGCUCAGAAACAUCAAUCCAGAUGUUUCAUUUGAGACCCACAACUACAAUAUCACCACCAUGGACAAUUUCACACAUUUCAUGGAUCGCAUCAGUCAUGGAGGGCUGGAGGAAGGGAUGCCAGUGGAUUUGGUCCUGAGCUGUGUGGAUAACUUUGAGGCCAGAAUGGCCAUUAAUACAGCGUGUAAUGAACUAGGUCAGAUCUGGAUGGAGUCUGGCGUCAGCGAGAACGCUGUAUCAGGACACAUCCAGCUCAUCAUUCCCGGAGAGACGGCCUGCUUUGCUUGUGCUCCUCCCCUGGUGGUGGCAGCUAACAUUGAUGAGAAGACCCUAAAGAGGGAGGGUGUAUGUGCUGCCAGCUUACCAACAACCAUGGGUGUGGUCGCAGGCAUCCUGGUCCAAAAUGUCCUCAAGUAUCUGUUAAAGUUUGGUACUGUCAGUCAUUAUCUGGGCUACAACGCCAUGCAGGACUUCUUUCCCACCAUGGCCAUGAGAGCCAAUCCCCAGUGUAACGACCGCUACUGCAGGAGACAACAGGACGAGUACAAGAAGAAGGAAGCCGAACGACCCAAGGUGGAAGUUGUCGAGGUAGAGGAGGAGGUUGUACACGAGGACAAUGAGUGGGGUAUUGAACUAGUGUCAGAGGUGACUGAUGCAGAGUUACAGGCUGCAACUGGCACUGUGCCUGACCUCCCAGAAGGCAUCACUGUGGCUUACACCAUUCCUACUGCGGAUACAACAAGCGGAGACACAGUGGAGGAGACUGAACAGAGUCUAGAAGACUUGAUGGCUCAGAUGAGAAAGUUAUAGGCAGCAGUCCGAAGAAGCAUUUCUGCAUUUCAGAUGAAACACAGCUUUCCAUUGCUUUUUUUGCUAAUAAAACAACCCAAUGAUGGCCGCUCGGGGACAAAAGAAAAAUAGCCAAUUAAUGACAACCCACCAUAAUUCCUGCCAACAGCUACAAAAUGGGGAUGCAUGAAUAGUGCUGCUGAUGGCAUUACUUUAGUGAAUAUAAAAAAAAAAAUCAAAAGCAGUUAAAUGUGUCAUGUGCUUUGUACUGGAAAAGUUUAGUACAAAAGAGUCUCUAAUUAAAUGUCUAUAAAUCUCAAAUUAUAUCAUCAUUGCAUUAAAAUGUUUCACAAUGUUUCUUUUCUGCAGUUUUGAUGAGUGGAUGUACAGCAUGUGCUCGGUCAUUCACUCGGCUUUAAGAAAACAUCUGCUACAAUAGUGCUUACGAAUAAUGUUCAAGUUGUUUCAAUAAAGUAUUUAUUAGAUGGAAUACAAUCUUCAA